This is a messenger RNA of Misgurnus anguillicaudatus (oriental weatherfish), 1642 nucleotides long. Its product is annotated as hatching enzyme 1.2. The record is from RefSeq and is a predicted model, not a curated record. NCBI's taxonomy places the organism in Eukaryota, Metazoa, Chordata, Actinopteri, Cypriniformes, Cobitidae. Gene Ontology annotation, biological process: proteolysis. Gene Ontology annotation, molecular function: zinc ion binding; metalloendopeptidase activity.
AUUUACAAAUACCUCUAUAGUGAAAAAUACAGGUUGGAUGUCCUGGUAGGUAAUGACCACCUGGCCAGCUGCUCUUUUAGCUUGUUCUCUGUUCUCUGCCACAAUUGCCCCAAUAAUCUGCCCCACACAGAUGACCUGUUAAGGACAAACAAAUAAAUAAAACACUAGGACUGACCUGAAAUUUAAGGAAGAUCAUGGGUUUAUAGAUAUAUUAAAAGACAUGACAAGGUAUCCCUAAUGACCUCUUCUUCAGCAAAAACUUCCUCUGGGUUGUUGAACCACAGUCUUCGAUUUUGACCAGGUACAUCCUGAGCAGAUAUGAAGGUGACCACUCCAGGCAUGGCCAAAGCCACUGAUGCAUCGAUAGAUCUGGUGUGAAGAUAAGGUGGUUACACUUAAUUUUGAUAGUCCACUUUAGACAUUCUAGUAAUGCAAAGCGACAUGAUCACAAUAGCAUGACCAAAAGACAGUGCCAUGAAUUCCAAAGGGACUCACAGUUCAACCCAUCCACUUCAGUCAAUUAGUUGAAAAAACACACAGUCAUCCCCUGAUUCCUUGAUGGGUUUGGGAUUAUUGGAUGUCAACGUUCCUCCCUGUAGUUAAACACAUUAGACCCUGGACACUAAGAUGUACCCAUAAUCCCUCUGUAGACCCCCCUAGACUGGUGAAUAUAAAGUCCAGAUCGGACGGCACACAGACACCAAACCUCAGCAGAGGAGAAUCCUGAACAUCUCCAUACACUGAGACAACAUGGAUCCAAGAGCCUCCUUCUCCAUUCUGAUGCUGCUGGUUGGCUUCUCCCAAGCAGUUUUUUUACCGGAGCAGAAGCUUGCAGAUUUGUUGGUAUCAGAGCCAGAAAAUGUGGAUCUCACUACAAAGAUUUUAGAGACCAACAAUGGAUCUGCUGAAAUCUUGCUUGAAGGAGAUCUGGUGUUUCCCAAAACCAGAAAUGCUCUCUACUGCUUAAACAACAACUGUUUCUGGAAGAAAAACGCUAACAAUCUAGUUGAGGUCCCUUACAUAGUGAGCAGUGAAUUUACAUAUUAUGAGAAGAGUACUAUCCAGAGCGCCAUGAUGUCCUUCGCCAGCAAAACCUGCAUCCGCUUUGUGCCCAGAUCAUCUCAGAUCGACUACAUCAGUAUUGAGAACCUAGAUGGGUGUUACUCGUCUCUUGGUAGAACAGGUGGCAAACAGGUGGUCUCCCUCAAAAGGGGCGGUUGUGUGUACCAUGGCAUCGUUGAACAUGAGCUCAAUCACGCCCUGGGCUUCUACCAUGAGCAAACCAGGAGCGAUCGUGACCAGUACGUCAGGAUCAACUGGGCAAACAUCUUUCCUGAUAUGGCCUACAACUUCCAGAAACAGAACACCAACAAUCAAAACACUCCAUACGACUACAGCUCCGUCAUGCACUAUGGAAAAACCGCCUUCACCACCCAGUAUGGGCAGGAAACCAUCACUCCCAUUCCUGAUGCAUCUGUGCAAAUCGGACAGAGACAGGAGCUGUCUAACAUCGACAUCCUGAGGAUCAACAAACUGUAUGGAUGCUGAAGUUGAUGCUUAUAUACAUGUGAUGUUACUGAUCAUUUAAUAUAGUUUAUGUGUCUAUAGAUGUUAUAAUGAGGGAAUGAAGUGAUGAUAUUUG